This is a messenger RNA of Ricinus communis (castor bean), 1299 nucleotides long. Its product is annotated as probable WRKY transcription factor 65. Lineage: Eukaryota; Viridiplantae; Streptophyta; Magnoliopsida; Malpighiales; Euphorbiaceae. Gene Ontology annotation, molecular function: DNA-binding transcription factor activity; transcription cis-regulatory region binding. The transcript is spliced from 3 exons. Gene Ontology annotation, cellular component: nucleus. Bases 304 to 1107 code for a protein of 267 amino acids. The record is from RefSeq and is a predicted model, not a curated record. Gene Ontology annotation, biological process: regulation of DNA-templated transcription.
CUUGCACGUCCUCAAUAAACUAACAACAAAAGCUCAUCUGUCAACAUGGCGGCCAAUUUUUAAAGGACCACCCCUCUCUUUCUCCACCUUCUCCCAUCUCUUCCUCUUCUUCUUCUUCUCACAUCACCAACCUAAUCCUCCAUUUUUAUCUCCCUCUCUUCUCUUUUUCUACCCUAUUAUCGACGUCGUCGUCAUCUCCGCCGGCAACACUGAUCAAGAGGGACGGACUGUCAUCCUCCAUCAAUAUUAUUAGCUUCGGAUUUUUGCAGACCCUAAGUUUUUAGGCAAGUAUAAAUAGUAAUUAUGGACGGUAAGUACAAUAACAGCGCACUAAUCACUGAUCAAGAAGAGAACGAUAAUAGUACAGAAAGUGGUCCUGAAUCACCCCAUUCUUCUAGCUUGCUUAACGAUAUGAAGAUGAGUUCUACUUCUUCCCCUAAAAGAAGCAAACGAGCAACACAAAAAAGAGUAAUAUCAGUGCCAAUCAAAGACAUAGAAGGCUCAAGGCUGAAGGGAGAAAAUGCUCCUCCACCAUCCGAUUCUUGGGCCUGGAGAAAAUAUGGCCAGAAACCCAUCAAAGGCUCACCUUACCCCAGAGGAUACUACAGGUGUAGCAGUUCAAAGGGCUGUCCAGCAAGAAAACAAGUAGAAAGAAGCCGUGUGGACCCCUCAAUGUUGGUGGUCACUUAUUCUUGUGAACACAACCACCCUUGGCCACCACCUUCAAAGAAUCACCAUCACCACCACCACAAUAACACCAAACCCAACUCUACAUUAAUCAAGCCCGAAAUAUCCACACCCAGAAAAGAACCAGAAAACCCAGAACAACCCGAGCCUGAAGAGAGGUUCACUGAUCUCGGAGACGGGUCACUUAUAAGUACAGAUGAGUUCAGCUGGUUUGGAGAAAUGCAAACAACUUCUUCUACCAUUCUUGAAAGCCCGAUUUUUGCGGACGACAGGAGUAGGGCAGAAGAAGUUGAGCCGGCAAUUUCUUACCCUAUAAAAGAAGAAGACGAGUCACUUUUUGCCGAUCUUGGCGAGUUGCCGGAGUGCUCGUCGGUGUUCAGGCACCACCGUGGAGUGGGGCCACAAGUCCAGAUCUGUUGAUGGGUCAUCAAAGGUGGGCGUAUCAUAUGCACCAUAAGAUAACAAAACAAGAAAUUACAAGCAUUUUUAUUUUAUUUUAUAAUUUUGAAUUUCUGUUUAAAAUUUUAAUUUUUAUUCUUGUUUUUAGCUUUAAUUUUGCCUUGAUUUCAGUGUAGUAAUAAGUGAAUAAAUAGGAAAGGGUCCAUUUCUGAA